Orbilia oligospora ATCC 24927 is the source of this 1647-nucleotide messenger RNA. RefSeq lists its product as uncharacterized. Gene Ontology annotation, cellular component: nucleus. The transcript is spliced from 3 exons. Lineage: Eukaryota; Fungi; Ascomycota; Orbiliomycetes; Orbiliales; Orbiliaceae. The coding region runs from base 1 to 1647 and encodes 548 amino acids. The record is from RefSeq and is a predicted model, not a curated record. Gene Ontology annotation, molecular function: transcription coregulator activity; RNA polymerase binding.
AUGUCUUCCGGCCAUCCUCCCUCAGCAUCUCUGCCACCCUUACCGAAAGGGUGGACGGAACAUCGCGCCCCAACUGGCCACAAUUACUACUAUCAUGCUGAAACUAAAACAUCGACCUACACACGACCAGUCGAACCCGCGCAUGCCGCACCGGUACCUAAUUUUGCGCCUCAAGUUCCACCCCAGAGCUACCAGCAGCCCAAUCAAUUCAACUUUAAUUACCCUCGCAACCAUCCCCAACAAUACCACCAUGCAAACCAAGGCCAAUUCCAACCUCCCCGUCGUCCCCGUCAUCAAGAUAAACCCGACAAACCUAAAACUAAGCGUUCAAUCCCCGAUGCCGCGCCCUGGGUCCUCGUCACCACCAAAAAAGGAAACACCUUUAUCCACAACCCAGAAACCAAAGAAUCCCUUUGGGACGCACCGGAAUCUCUAAAAUCUGCGAUUGAAUCUCUCGAAAAGUUAUCUUUGGACGAAGAACGCGAACGCGAACGUAUCCGUCGCCGACAAAGCGCUCUAGACCGCCAAAGACGUGAACAAGAGGAGGCAAUCGCCAACCAAGAGGAAGAAUACGAGUAUGGUGAAGAGGAAUACUAUGAACCUUCCGAAGGAGAAGAAGGAUCUGGGGUUCACGGCAUAAAGCGCCAAGCUUCAGCUCCAGCUGAAGGCGAAGAAGGGGACUAUUACGACGAUGAAGACUUUGACGAAGAGCACGACGAAAAACGCCUGAGAAUGGAAACCGGUGGACUAGUGGAAUUCACAGAAGACGAUAUAGCUUGGCAACUCGGCGAUAUCGCUGCACAAUACGGUCUCGGCGAGGAGGACCUAGAAGAGACCGACGAUCUAGCUCCAGAAGACGGCGCUCUACUAUUCAAAGACCUCUUGAACGAUCUGAACAUCAAUCCAUACAGCACAUGGGACAGUGAAUUGCCAAAACUAGUCGAAGAUGGGCGGUACACCGCUCUUCCAACUACCAAAAUGCGAAAACAAGUGUUUGGAGAGUGGUGUCAAGAGCGUAUUGCUGAGAUAAAAAAGGAGAAGGAGAAAGAGGUUAAGAAAGAUCCGAGGGUUGCAUAUUUGGCGUUUAUAGAAGCGAAUGCGACCCCGAAGCUCUAUUGGCCGGAAUUUAAACGGAAGUUUAAGAAAGAGGCAGCGAUGAAGGAUGUUAAAAUAACGGACAAAGUUAAGGAAACAUAUUAUAGGGAUUAUAUCAGCCGGAUCAAAACAAGUGUGGAGACAAGAGAGAAUGAUCUUAAGAAAUACCUUAAAACCGUGAAGGAUUUAAGGCGUGUAUCAACUCUCGAGACCCUGCCUCCUUCGGUGGAGUGUGAUAUCAGAUACACUGUUGUUCCAAAGGACAGAAGAGACCCGAUAGUGGAGGCUCACAUAAAAAGCCUACCUGAAGAUGCAGGCGAAGGUGAUUCAUCAAAUGAUACUCUAGAAAGACAGAGGAGGGCACUAGAGGACCGUGAGGCCGCCGUUCGAAGAGAACGGUUUUAUAAUCAGAAGGAUAUCGCGAGGGGCAAGGAAGUCCUCAGAGAAACCGAAAUGGAGAUUAAACGGGCCAUGAAUGUUGGUAAAGAAGGACUGUUGGGACAUUUGGAGCCUGCGAAAGAGAAAGAUGAGGAAGAGGGUAAGGCACCAUGA